CUCUUUCCGCUACCCAGUGAUGCCUUUCCUUCACCGUUGUUCAUUGUUUUGUUUUUCUCACCCCCUCUUUUAUAUACGCUUAUAUCCCCAGCUCACUGUCUUGCCUCUCCUCCCUCAGAAACCUAAAGGACUUCCCUCAGUUGAAAGAAGCAGUAGCACCAUCUUUGUCCCUGGAAAUUCUUCCCCCCGGCCAGAUCUCCUGGGGAGGUGCCAGGCUGGCUCGCGCCUUGCUGAGCUCUGGGGCCCCAGGAACAUGGACACUCUCAAUAGGAACCAGGUGGGCCCUGGAUGUAAGACCCCGGCCCUGGUGCAGAAAGGACCCUUGGACCUGAUCGAAACAGGCAAAGGGCUGAAAGUGCAGACGGACAAACCCCAUCUGGUGAGCCUGGGCAGCGGGCGGCUCAGCACAGCCAUCACCCUUCUACCGCUGGAAGAAGGGAGGACCGUGAUUGGCUCUGCGGCCAGGGACAUCUCACUGCAGGGUCCGGGCCUGGCUCCGGAGCACUGCUACAUCGAGAACCUGCGGGGCACCCUCACCCUCUACCCCUGUGGCAAUGCCUGCACUAUUGAUGGGCUCCCGGUCCGGCAGCCCACUCGGCUCACUCAGGGCUGCAUGUUGUGCCUGGGUCAGUCCACCUUCCUCCGCUUUAACCACCCAGCUGAAGCCAAGUGGAUGAAGAGCAUGAUCCCGGCAGGGGGCCGGGCCCCUGGCCCCCACUACGGUCCUGGCCCAGAAUCCGAAAGCCUGGUCAACGGGAACCACACCCCUCAGCCUGCAAUCCGGGGACCCUCCGCCUGUGGCAGCCACAGUUCCCUGGUGAGCUCUAUUGAGAAGGACCUGCAGGAAAUCAUGGACUCACUGGUGCUAGAGGAGCCUGGAGCUGCUGGCAAGAAGCCUGCCGCCACAUCUCCACUGUCACCAAUGGCCAAUGGCGGGCGCUACCUGCUGUCCCCCCCAACCAGCCCCGGCGCCAUGUCUGUGGGCUCCAGCUAUGAGAACACCUCUCCGGCCUUCUCUCCACUCUCCUCGCCAGCCAGCAGUGGGAGCUGUGCCAGCCACUCACCCAGCGGGCAGGAACCAGCACCUUCCCUGCCCCCCCUGGUGCCCGCCCGGUCCUCCAGCUACCAUCUGGCCCUGCAGCCCCCACAGUCCCGACCGAGCGGUGCUCACCCCUCCGAGAGCCCCCGGCUGGGCAGGAAGGGGGGUCACGAGAGGCCUCCCAGCCCUGGUCUCCGAGGUCUGCUGACAGACAGCCCUGCAGCUACCGUCCUGGCUGAGGCCCGCAGAGCCACCGAGAGCCCCUGGCCGGGUGGGCAGCUGCCCGUGGUGGCGAUCAGCCUGAGUGAAUACCCUGCUUCCAGUGCCCGGGGCCCGCCCACCAGCAUUCCCGGCAGCCCCAAGUUCCAGCCGCCAGUCCCUGCACCCCGAAACAAGAUUGGCACGCUCCAGGACCGCCCUCCCAGCCCUUUCCGGGAGCCGCCAGGCGCUGAGCGGGUGCUGACCACCAGCCCCUCACGCCAGCUGGUGGGCCGAACAUUUUCGGAUGGCUCAGCCACCCGCACACUGCAGCCUCCAGAGAGCCCCCGUCUUGGCCGGCGGGGCCUGGACAGCAUGAGAGAACUGCCUCCCUUGAGCCCAUCUCUGUCCCGCAGGGCGCUCUCCCCCAUGCCUGCCCGGACCGCCCCAGAUCCCAAGCUAACCAGGGACGUGGCAGACAGCCCCCGCUCCCGGCGCUGGGCAGCCCACGGGGCUUCGCCGGAGGACUUCUCCCUGACACUGGGGGCCCGGGGCCGUAGGACACGGAGCCCCUCUCCCACACUCGGGGAGUCCCUAGCACCCCGCAAGGGCAGCUUCAGUGGCAGACUGAGCCCAGCUUACAGUCUGGGCUCCUUGACAGGGGCUUCACCCCGCCAGAGCCCCCGCGCCCAGAGGAAGCUCUCCAGCGGGGACCUGCGGGUGCCCGUCACCCGGGAGCGGAAAAACAGCAUCACGGAGAUCAGUGACAAUGAGGAUGACCUCCUGGAGUACCACCGGCGGCAGCGCCAAGAGCGGCUUCGGGAGCAGGAGAUGGAGAGGCUGGAACGCCAGCGCCUGGAGACCAUCCUGAACCUGUGCGCCGAGUACAGCCGGGCGGAUGGGGAACCCGAGGCCGGGGAGCUGCCCAGCAUAGGGGAGGCAGCCGCAGCCCUGGCCCUGGCCAGCCGGAGGCCCUCACGAGGCCUCGCGGUGGGCCCUGGGGCCCCAGGCCGCGGCAGCGAGGAGCCUGGAGGUGCCGCCCAGCGCCUGUGGGAGAGUGUGGAGCGCUCGGACGAGGAGAAUCUCAAGGAGGAAUGCAGUAGCACUGAGAGCACCCAGCAGGAGCACGAGGAUGCCCCCGGCGCCAAGCUCCAGGGAGAGGUGCUGGCCCUGGAAGAGGAGCGGGCUCAGGUGCUGGGGAGAAUAGAGCAGCUCAAAGUCCGGGUGAAGGAGCUGGAACAGCAGCUGCAGGAGUCGGCCCGAGAGGCUGAAAUGGAGCGGGCGCUGCUGCAGGGGGAGAGGGAGGCUGAGCGGGCACUGCUGCAGAAAGAGCAGAAGGCGGUGGACCAGCUACAGGAGAAGCUGAUGACCUUGGAGACGAGCAUCCAGAAGGAGAGGGACAAGGAGAGGGCGGAGCUGGCCGCGGGACGGAGGCACCUGGAGGCCCGCCAGGCGCUCUACGCCGAGCUCCAGACGCAGCUCGAUAACUGCCCCGAGUCAGUGCGGGAACAGUUACUGGAGCAGCUGAGAAGGGAAGCCGAGGCCCUGGAGACGGAGACGAAGCUCUUCGAGGACUUGGAGUUCCAGCAGCUGGAGCGGGAGAGCCGCGUGGAGGAGGAGCGCGAGCUGGCGGGCCAGGGGCUGCUCCGGAGCAAGGCAGAACUGCUCCGUAGCAUCGCCAAGAGGAAGGAGCGCCUGGCGGUCCUGGACAGUCAGGCUGGGCAGAUCCGGUCCCAGGCUGUGCAGGAGUCGGAACGCCUUGCCCGGGAUAAGAAUGCCGCCCUGCAGCUGCUGCAGAAGGAGAAGGAGAAACUGGCUAUGCUGGAAAGAAGAUACCACUCGCUCACAGGUGGCCGGCCUUUCCCAAAGACCACAUCCACCCUCAAAGAGGUUUACCGCUCCAAGAUGGACGGCGAGGCCACCAGCCCCCUGCCACGCACCCGCAGCGGGCCGCUCCCCUCCUCCUCUGGCUCAUCUUCCUCCUCCUCCCAGCUCAGCGUGGCUACCUUGGGCCGCAGCCCCUCACCCAAGAGCACUCUGCUCGCCCAGAACGGCACCAGCAGCCUUCCUCGCAACCUGGCAGCCACCCUGCAGGAUAUCGAGACCAAGCGCCAGCUGGCCCUGCAGCAGAAGGGGCAGCAGGUGAUCGAGGAGCAGCGGCGGCGGCUGGCGGAGCUGAAGCAGAAGGCGGCGGCGGAGGCGCAGUGCCAGUGGGACGCCCUGCACGGGGCGGCGCCCUUCCCCACUGGGCCCGCGGGCUUCCCGCCACUCAUGCACCACUCCAUCCUGCAUCACCUGCCGGCCUCACGGGAGCGAGGCGAGGAGGGUGAGCACGCCUACGACACGCUGAGCCUGGAGAGCUCCGACAGCAUGGAAACCAGCAUCUCCACGGGGGGCAACUCGGUCUGCUCCCCUGACAACAUGUCCAGCGCCAGCGGCCUGGACAUGGGGAAGAUUGAGGAAAUGGAGAAGAUGCUGAAAGAAGCUCACGCAGAGAAGAGUCGGCUGAUGGAGUCGAGGGAGCGGGAGAUGGAGCUGAGGCGGCAGGCCCUGGAGGAGGAGCGGAGGCGGCGGGAGCAGGUUGAACGGAGGCUGCAGAGCGAGAGCGCCCGGAGGCAGCAGCUCGUGGAGAAGGAGGUCAAGAUGCGGGAGAAGCAGUUCUCGCAGGCACGACCCCUGACACGCUACCUGCCAAUCCGGAAGGAAGACUUUGACCUGAAGACCCACAUCGAGUCGUCAGGCCAUGGCGUGGAUACCUGUCUGCACGUGGUGCUCAGCAGCAAGGUCUGCCGUGGCUACUUGGUCAAGAUGGGCGGCAAGAUCAAGUCAUGGAAGAAGCGCUGGUUUGUCUUUGACCGGCUCAAGCGCACCCUUUCCUAUUAUGUGGACAAGCACGAGACGAAGCUGAAGGGGGUCAUCUACUUCCAGGCCAUCGAGGAGGUGUACUAUGACCACCUGCGCAGUGCCGCCAAGAAGAGGUUUCUGAGCUUCACUAUGGUGACUGAGAGCCCGAACCCAGCCCUGACCUUCUGCGUGAAGACGCACGACCGGCUGUACUACAUGGUGGCCCCGUCCGCAGAGGCCAUGCGCAUCUGGAUGGACGUCAUCGUCACAGGGGCCGAGGGCUACACUCAGUUCAUGAACUGAGGCCAUGCGCAUCUGGAUGGAUGUCAUCAUCACAGGGCCGAGGGCUACACUCAGUUCAUGAACUGAGGCCAUGCGCAUCUGGAUGGAUGUCAUCGUCACAGGGCCGAGGGCUACACUCAGUUCAUGAACUGACCCACCGGGGCCCAGCAGCCCACUGCCCCACCUGCCUCUGGACAGGAAGUCGCGCCCUGGGCUCCCAGAGGCCCUGGAAGGCGGAGCACGACUGGGGCUUUUGUACAAGAGACUCUAAUGUCCUGUAAGGAGCUCGUCCUGUGAGUUUCUGAGCUUUGGCCCCCUCUGAAAAACCAGCCAGGAGGUAAAAGUUGAGGAGGGGGCUUUGCUGCCUCCUGGGAGCCCAGAACUUGCAAUAGCCUGUUAGGGUCCUGCCCCAGGGCCCCCCCAGGCUGAGGUGCUGUCACAGAGGGGGCCCCCCCACUCUGACCUGGCACCUGCGCUCCCUGCCUGUGUUCUCUUUUCUAAAGGACACGUUAUGGUACCAGAAUCUGCCAAAGAUCCCCUCUUGCCUCAGCCCCCAUUGCAGGGCCCUUGGGGGCUGAGUAGCUCCACAUCCAGAGUAGGGUAACAGCUCAGGCAGUGUAAUUCUCAAACCCCGCUCUAUCCCAUUCUUGUGCCGCAUUUGUAUUUUUUAUGAUUUUGCUCAAGGACCAGAGACUGAGUGUCAUCCUUGAGGUCCCAGCCCUAGCCCCUUUUUGCAGACCCAUCACCACGGUCACCAUAGUGACUGCUUCAUCACCAUGGUUACAUACUAAUUGCCAUGGCUCCGUGGCUCAGCCCACUGCUUAGCUGCGGGCCCAUCUGAGGGUACGUGCCAUCAUCUCUCCAGCCCAGGCCCUUGGGCAUCUCCUGCUGGGGAUGGGGAAAGGGACUAAAUACCUUCACCCUGCCCCCUGCCUGUGUCUCCAGGCCCUGAUACACAGCCUGCCGGCUCCCCCCUCCAGCCCUCCCCCAUACACUCGUGCCUUGCUUAGAGCCAGAAGGGACGAAGCCGGGAACUGGAGGCCAGAGGAGGAGCCAUCAGAUGGGAGAAGGAGCUAGGAGGGCCGUCCUCGGGGUUCUGGUAUAUGGCUGAGUUUCUGAUGGACAGAGGGCUGUUCAGAUGCUCCCUGGAGGAAGUCUUGAGCAGGAGGGGGAGCCCGAGGGUCUGGUUGCCCUCCCCUCAGAAUGGGGAUGAAAUGAAGAGCAGAGGCCCAGGCCUCCAGGUGUCUGGGCUCAGCCCUUUGCGCCUUAACACUAAGCCCACCUCCCUGUCCCCCUUCCCAGCCCUGGACCAUGGUUGCCAGGCCUGGGCUGGAUGUUUUUCAGUAUUUGUAAGCAUCUCAGCAGAACAAUAAAGCAUUUGGACUAUG
Molecule: messenger RNA, 5751 nt
Organism: Odocoileus virginianus texanus
Lineage: Eukaryota; Metazoa; Chordata; Mammalia; Artiodactyla; Cervidae
Source: RefSeq, a predicted model, not a curated record